Molecule: messenger RNA, 546 nt
Organism: Rotaria sordida
Lineage: Eukaryota; Metazoa; Rotifera; Eurotatoria; Philodinida; Philodinidae
Source: the annotation of a GenBank genome assembly
AUGGGUUUAACUUUUUCAACACUUUUUCAACAAUUAUUUGGUAAAAAACAAAUGAGAAUUUUAAUGGUUGGUCUUGAUGCUGCUGGUAAGACAACAAUUCUUUAUAAACUUAAAUUAGGAGAAAUUGUAACAACAAUUCCAACUAUUGGUUUUAAUGUUGAAACAGUAGAAUAUAAAAAUAUUAGUUUUACUGUUUGGGAUGUUGGUGGUCAAGAUAAAAUUCGUCCAUUAUGGCGACAUUAUUUUCAAAAUACUCAAGGUCUUAUUUUUGUUGUUGAUAGUAAUGAUCGUGAACGUAUUGGUGAAGCACGUGAUGAACUUCAACGAAUGCUUUCAGAAAAUGAACUUCAAGAUGCUAUACUACUUAUUUUUGCAAAUAAACAAGAUUUACCAAACGCAAUGAAUGCUGCUGAAAUAACUGAUAAAUUAUGUCUUCAUUCAUUACGUAAUCGUAAUUGGUAUAUUCAAGCAACAUGUGCUACAAAUGGUGAUGGUCUCUGUGAAGGACUUGAUUGGUUAGCAAAUCAAUUAAAAAAUGUGAAAUAA